CCAAGAUUGAUUACACCAAAAAGUAGUGCCUCGGCGAGACCUUGAAUAUACUUCGCGCAUUUCUACCAAGACGAGAACGUUCCCUCAUGUUAGAAAAUCAGGACAAUGACAGUCGAAUAUGCUCUGUCACGUUGCAUCCGAGUCGCUUUAAGCAAACAACAUUAGAAUUCAGCAACCUACUGCAAUCCUGAAGUGCAAUGCUAUCCCAAGACAACCCGCGCAUUGAUCUGCUGUGCGGUUUUUUUCUCAGGGGGUAAAUGUAAUCACGUGUUUCCUAGUCGACCAAUCGCAGCUGGAGAAGCUUUGAGAAAUAAUUACCUGGCUUGAUUGUUCUAUGGGCAGAUAAAAAAGUACACAUACACUCCAUAUAAUAAUCGGAUGCAUGUAAAAGAGACGGCAGCAUCGCCAUGUCGACUACGGGUCCCAUAAGUAACUACUAUGUGGAUUCCUUGAUCAACCACGAGAGCGAGGAUGUGCUGGCGACUCGUUUUCCCACCGCUGCUCCGAUCUCCUCCGGUUCACGCCCGACGCCGCUGGUACCGGAGUGCGUGGAUUAUCCGUCCUGCAGCUUUGCCCCGAAACCCCCCGUUUUCACUACCUCUUGGGCCCCUGGUCACUCGCAGUCGUCAGUGGUCUACCACCCGUACACUCACCAGCCUCACUUAGGAACAGACUCAAGGUACGUGCGCUCGUGGCUAGAGCCUCUCCCCGGUACCGUGUCCUUUCCAGGCUACCCAGCUAACGGUAGGCACUAUGGGCUGAAGCCUGACGCCUUCCAGGACCCCCGGACUGGAGACUGCUUGGCUUCAAACGGACGAACCUAUUCGGAUUAUCUCUACUGCUCCGCCGUCGACAUCAGAGAAAAGCAGCAGAGUGCACCUUCGCCUGAGACGGAGAUCCUGUCUUCCGGGAAGCACAAAGACGAGAAAGCUGAAUUAGACCCCAACAAUCCCGUGGCCAACUGGAUUCACGCGCGCUCCACAAGAAAGAAGCGGUGCCCUUAUACAAAAUACCAAACCCUGGAACUCGAAAAAGAGUUUUUAUUCAAUAUGUAUCUGACCAGAGACCGGCGGUAUGAGGUGGCCAGAGUGCUGAACCUAACGGAGCGACAGGUCAAAAUUUGGUUCCAGAACCGACGGAUGAAGAUGAAGAAAAUGAACAAGGAGAAGAGCGACAAACGCAGAGUGGCCUGGCUGUCUGGAUUUGUACGCGAACUGAACGCUAGAUGGUGCUGUUGGCUCACGCUUAGCGCUCACUGGGCCGCUGAGGCCUGCGAUAUAAACAUGAGCUCCUAUUUUGUUAACCCUCUUUUCUCCAAGUACAAAGGUGGCGAGACGUUAGAGCCAACUUAUUACGACUGCAGGUUCCCACAGAGCGUUGCCCGGAGCCACACGCUAGUGUACGGGCAUGGAGCAGCCGCGCCGGGCUUCCAGCACCCGUCCCAUCACGUACAGGACUUUUUCCAUCACGGUACCACGGGCAUUUCCAACCCCGGCUACCAGCAGAACCCCUGCGCCUUGGCGUGUCACGGAGACGCGACGAAAUUUUAUGGAUACGAAGCUCUUCCGAGGCAAUCGCUUUAUGGUACCCAGCAAGAGGCGAGCUUAGCGCAGUACCCAGACUGUAAAUCGUCUAGUAGCUCUAACCCUGGAGAAGGACAAGGCCACUUAAAUCAGAAUACCUCUCCCAGCCUCAUGUUCCCAUGGAUGCGACCCCACGCCCCUGGGAGACGCAAUGGAAGGCAGACGUACAGCCGCUACCAGACUCUCGAGCUGGAGAAGGAGUUCCUCUUCAAUCCGUACCUCACGCGCAAACGGCGGAUCGAAGUGUCCCACGCGCUGAGCUUGACCGAACGGCAGGUGAAGAUCUGGUUUCAAAACCGGCGAAUGAAGUGGAAAAAGGAGAAUAACAAAGACAAGUUUCCAGGCCAGAGGGGAGAGGCAGAGGCCGAGGCAGAGGCCGAGGAAGAGGGCAACGAGGACGGGGAGGCGGAAGAAGCAGAAGAAAAGGAAACGGAAGAGAAAGAGGAAAGCAAGGAGUGAUUUUAUGGUCUUUUUAUGGUUAUAUGGCAGAAAUAGAAGAGGUUUCAAGGAUGGCCAAUGAAAGAGACGACCCGCCAAACAGUUGGGUCAAAAAGUGAGAAAAAAA
Messenger RNA from Colossoma macropomum (tambaqui), 2148 nucleotides. RefSeq lists its product as uncharacterized. The transcript is spliced from 5 exons. Gene Ontology annotation, cellular component: nucleus. Lineage: Eukaryota; Metazoa; Chordata; Actinopteri; Characiformes; Serrasalmidae. Gene Ontology annotation, biological process: regulation of transcription by RNA polymerase II; DNA-templated transcription. The coding region runs from base 408 to 2042 and encodes 544 amino acids. Gene Ontology annotation, molecular function: DNA-binding transcription factor activity, RNA polymerase II-specific; RNA polymerase II transcription regulatory region sequence-specific DNA binding. The record is from RefSeq and is a predicted model, not a curated record.